Messenger RNA from Loa loa (African eye worm), 159 nucleotides. RefSeq lists its product as hypothetical. Bases 1 to 159 code for a protein of 52 amino acids. The transcript has a single exon. The record is from RefSeq and is a predicted model, not a curated record. NCBI's taxonomy places the organism in Eukaryota, Metazoa, Nematoda, Chromadorea, Rhabditida, Onchocercidae.
AUGUCGAUAUUUGUGGGAGAAGAAGUUGUUGAUGGUAUUGAUGAAAUGCAUCAUGAAUUAAUGGAAUGGCAUCCAAAGAGUGGAUUACUUGCACUAACAACAUAUCAUGCAAAUGUUGGAAGUGAAAUUAAUUUUUUCACUCAUCAAGUAAGUAAAUAA